AUGAAACUGUUUAUUGAUUUAUUAGGUAUAUUCAUUAAUCAUGAAUCAGAAUCAAAAAUAAACAUAAAUAAUAAUAAUGUUAGUCUAUCAAAGUUUGGAAAUAUAAUUAGGUGUGGUGGUAUUAGUAGUGGUAGUUACAGAAACACAAUCAAUAGUAUCAAUGUAACAAGAUCGUUUUGUACAGCUGCUAAGCCAUUACCUAUUGAAUUAGAAUAUAAUAUAAUCAAUCCAACAAGUGCAGCCAAGACAGGACUGGACAACUCCCUAGAUAACAUCAUUAUCUUACACGGUUUGUUUGGUGCCGGUUCAAACUGGAGAUCAAUCUCACCAAAGAUUGCAAACGAAUCAAAUUGUAAUGUAAUUCAAGUAGAUCAAAGAAAUCAUGGAUCAACAAAACAUGUUGAUGAAUUCAAUUUAUUGGCAAUGGUAGAAGAUCUCAAUCUUUUGAUCAAAAGUAAGAAUGUCAAGAAUCUAUCACUUAUAGGCCACAGUAUGGGAGGUAAAGUUGCCAUGCUCUAUGCAUUGUUCUACCCAGAAAGCAUUCAUAAACUGCUGAUCGUCGAUAUUUCACCGCAUGAUCUCACACGUGACACAAUGGACGACUUUAGACGGUAUCUCCUCGCAAUGAAGUCAUUAGAUCUCACCACUAUCAAAUCUAGAACACAAGUAGAGAAAUACUUUGAACCAGUUGAGCAGAAUAUUGUAAUUAGAAGAUUCUUAUUAACAAAUUUAACAUUAGAUGAGAAUCAAAACUAUAAAUGGAGGGUAAAUAUAGAUUCAUUGUUAGCCAAUUUACACGAAUUGUCUCGAUUCCCUGCACCUCCAGGUGCCAGAUAUCUGGGUGAUACUCUGUUCUUGGGUGGCGGUAAUUCAAAUUUUAUCAGAGAAAAAGACUAUCCACUCAUCAGAAAAUAUUUCCCAAAUGCUCAGAUUGAAAUCAUUCCAAACACAGUUAGCUUCUAA
Heterostelium album PN500 is the source of this 963-nucleotide messenger RNA. RefSeq lists its product as uncharacterized. Gene Ontology annotation, cellular component: mitochondrion. The transcript has 5 exons. The record is from RefSeq and is a predicted model, not a curated record. Bases 1 to 963 code for a protein of 320 amino acids. NCBI's taxonomy places the organism in Eukaryota, Evosea, Eumycetozoa, Acytosteliales, Acytosteliaceae.